Molecule: messenger RNA, 675 nt
Organism: Penicillium verrucosum
Lineage: Eukaryota; Fungi; Ascomycota; Eurotiomycetes; Eurotiales; Aspergillaceae
Product: putative glycosyl transferase family 8 family
Exons: 2
Coding region: 1-675 (224 amino acids)
Biological process (GO): protein N-linked glycosylation
Molecular function (GO): glycosyltransferase activity
Source: RefSeq, a predicted model, not a curated record
AUGGAAAGACCAGAAGCAAGCAGAAAGCAACGAAUAAUUUACGCGACUUAUCUGAGCGACCCCACCGAACACAAAGAUCAUUUCAUCUCCGAAUUCCGCAACACCAGGGAUCCAUAUUUUGACGCGGCUCGAAUCCUCACAUACCAGCUCCUCCACGCAUCGGAAACGCAAACCAGGUUGGCCAUCCCUUUCGUGGUCUUUAUUCACCAGAAUUUCGAUAUAUAUAUAAAAAAAGAAGACCGUCUCCAAACCGACGGUGCAGAAGUCACCGAGUGGUCCGAUUUUCGAGUGGACUGGGUUCGACCGACGGAAUCCCGAUGGGCCGAUGUCCUGACAAAACUGCGGCUGUGGGAGAUGGUCCAGUACGACCGGAUUUUGCUUUUGAGUGGUGAUUCCGUCCUGGCAAGAUGCCUCGACAGAAUUCUCAGCACCUAUGUGGCGUCGAAUCACUCGUUAUAUCCGUCGCGUGUCCUAGAGGACUUUUGGGACUGGGAUACAUUGAAUGCUGGAUUUAUGAUUCUGCAGCCGUCAUUGAAGAUGUUCCACUACUUCGAGGAGUUGCUGGCAGUCGAGGAUAGCUUUGAUACCAGCAUGGCCGUCUUGAACGUUACCCUUUCUCGUGGAGACCCUGACCCUACCCCAUGGAUUACCGUGAACUUCUCGUGGAAUAUUUAG